AUGUUCCGUGCUGCCGGGGGUCUCGGGGAGGAUCCUGAGCUGCUCCAGCGGCCGCAGUUUCCGCUCCGUUCGGGAGCGCUGGUGGUACGUGGCCCUCAGCAAGUGCGGGGAAUCCUGGAGACCGACAUCACCUUCCUCCUCAUCUUCACCCUCAUCUUCCUCCUCUCCUGCUACUGCGGCUACCGGCUCAAGGGGCGGCAGCUCCUCCACACCACCUACAAGAUGUUCAUGGCGGCGGCCGGGCUGGAGGUUUUGAGCCUCCUCCUGAGCUGCGUCUAUUGGGGCCAGUACGGCUGGGACGGGGUGGGGCACGGACCCAUCAAACUCCUGGGGAAGCUCCUGUUCUCCAUCAGCUUCCUCAUCUUCCUCCUGAUGCUGAUCCUGCUGGGCAAGGGCUUCUCGGUCACCAGGGGCCGCAUCAGCCCGGGGGGCUCCGUCCGUCUGUCCGUCUACAUGACGCUCUACAGCAUCGCCCACAUCGCCCUGCUCACCUACGAGGCUCAG
Messenger RNA from Pseudopodoces humilis (Tibetan ground-tit), 504 nucleotides. The record is from RefSeq and is a predicted model, not a curated record. NCBI's taxonomy places the organism in Eukaryota, Metazoa, Chordata, Aves, Passeriformes, Paridae.